Messenger RNA from Exophiala mesophila, 1154 nucleotides. RefSeq lists its product as uncharacterized. NCBI's taxonomy places the organism in Eukaryota, Fungi, Ascomycota, Eurotiomycetes, Chaetothyriales, Herpotrichiellaceae. The transcript is spliced from 2 exons. The record is from RefSeq and is a predicted model, not a curated record. The coding region runs from base 240 to 992 and encodes 250 amino acids.
ACACAAUAUACAUACAUUCAUUAUUCCAGUCUUUUUCUUUUACAGUCGUCCACUUUUCGUCCACAAAAAACUAUUUGCAUAAACAUUCAUCUCCUUGGUUCACGUUCUUGCUCUGGUCUCUCCAAUUUAUUUCCCAUCUGCAGGUCAGAGAUCUAGUUACGUUUGAUAUAUUGCUGCAACACUCAACUCCACUCAUACCAAAUCAGUAAUUCAGAGAAUCAAAGGUCAACACAAUCAUCAUGCGGUACUUGACCGUCAUUGCAGCACUCGCUGCCACAUCAUUUGCUGCCCCAACACCAGAAGCCUUGAGAGGAUCAACCGAAUGGUCACCGACACUGGCUGGCUAUUUCGAUCUUGUCUACAAACACAUCCAAGACGCUCGACAGAGAGGGGGCAAGCCUCCGACAUGCGAUCUAUCCAAAGCCUCACUCCCCGUCGCACCAACUCCUCUUGAGUUUCUCCCCGACUACACCUUGGAACAUGUUGCCAUUGGUCGAGGCACACAGAACUAUACUUGUGCCAAUGCCACAGCAACCCCCGCCGCUGCAGGAGCGGUCGCACGGUUUUACAACAUCUCAUGUAUGGCAGCAGACUAUCCCAACCUUGUUCCUCUGGCGUCGAAUCUUGCCUACGAGCGCCCAUUGCCUGAAGACCCUCUUGCGCCCUUUGGGCCUACAGGUCUGGAGCUCUCCACCCACCACUUCUUCAGCAAUGGCACCACCCCCGUCUUUGCAUUUGACGCACCCUCGUCGCCGAGCCUGGGGCGAGUCUUUGCGCAAAAGGCCGGCGACUCCGUGGCUCCAGCCAAUGCCAUCCAGAAUGAGAACGGUGUCAUCCCUUGGCUGUACCUGACAUCCAGAUCAACCACUGAGGGUGACAUUCGAGCCGUCUACCGGGUCGACACCGCAGGAGGCAGCCCCCCAGCCACAUGCAAGGACCAGCCUUCGUCAUUCACCGUCGACUAUGCUGCAGUGUAUUGGUUUUUUAAGUGAAAAAGAGUCGAGUAGAUAUAGUUGUUAUUUGGUCAGUUCAGUUGCUAUUGCAAACCAGUUUUCACUAUUUUGGAGUUAGUGGGGAAUUCGGGGUCCGCACUUCGCACUCACGAACAAUACUCGCCGAGUAUCGCGGCUGAGUUGGUUCGAGGUCAUUAGGCC